This is a messenger RNA of Trichomonas vaginalis G3, 399 nucleotides long. RefSeq names its product regulation of protein catabolic process. NCBI's taxonomy places the organism in Eukaryota, Parabasalia, Trichomonadida, Trichomonadidae. The transcript has a single exon. Gene Ontology annotation, cellular component: proteasome storage granule; proteasome regulatory particle, base subcomplex; nucleus. Bases 1 to 399 code for a protein of 132 amino acids. The record is from RefSeq and is a predicted model, not a curated record. Gene Ontology annotation, biological process: proteasome-mediated ubiquitin-dependent protein catabolic process.
AUGCUGCCUCUUUCAUUCCAUCCAACUUCAAUAAUCGGUUUGGAUGAAAAUUUGAAUGUUGUAAACUGGAGAAUGAGGUGUAAUGCUCCUAAAGCUGAUUUCGACUACCCACCUGACUUCCAGGAGGAGUCGAAGAAGCAAAUGGCAAUGCCUGUGAAGCUAUCAAUUUCUGGGCAACAGACUCAACAACAACAACAGUUUUUCGAUGAAUCAGAUUCUGAUAAAAGUGACGAAAAAAGUGACGAAGAAGGAGACAAGAACUGCCAGAUCAUCGAGAAUAUGAGUAGAGUAACACUGUCACAGCUCCCGUAUAUCGAUAUAGAAUACGAAAAGAGCUAUACACCAAUAAUUGGCCAUGUGACUCAUGGAUUUAUCAUGUUAAAGAAGAAUACUAAAUAA